AUGCAUAUCACCAAGCCCUUGAUUCUCAUCGCCUCCCUCCUGAGCGCAUCGUCGGCUCUCGCUGUUGGUGAUGCCAACACUGAACCCGACGUCGCCAAGGUGAAGCGCGACAUUGACACCCGCGAAGCCGAGGCUCUGUUCGACGUGCCGUUGGCCAAGCGGGCUUGUAAGAGCAACGGAUGCAAGUGUGCAAAGGUCAAGCAGGGGCAGUACUGCGGCAUGUGCGAUGCAGUUACCGUCGCCGGUACUGGAGGCAACUUCCAUACAGACAUAUAUGAGUGCAACCCCCAGGGCGGAUGCUGCUGGUAUGGCCCAUCGAGCACGUGCGCCGGCUCUGAUGCACAGGACAAGACACACUGCCCAAAUUAG
Messenger RNA from Neoarthrinium moseri, 369 nucleotides. RefSeq lists its product as uncharacterized. NCBI's taxonomy places the organism in Eukaryota, Fungi, Ascomycota, Sordariomycetes, Amphisphaeriales, Apiosporaceae. The record is from RefSeq and is a predicted model, not a curated record. Bases 1 to 369 code for a protein of 122 amino acids. The transcript has 2 exons.